GUUGUCAAUGGUGUUCGCAGGUGCUCGUUGGUGGUCAAUGGUGGUUGCUCGUGGUCGUUGGUGGUCGCUUGUGCUCAACGGUGGUCGCUUGUGGUUGCAGCUGGUGGCUCGUGGUCAAGGGUGAUCAAAGUUGGUCGGUCCUGCUCCCUCGUCGUUCGCCUGAUAAUGGGUCAGCUGCUGGAGGGUUUUGGUGGCGUGAGCAGUCGCUGUUGGUUGCUGCAAGUGGUGGGUUGCAGAGGGGAGGGGAGUUUGGUUCCAAUUUUAGGCAGGUUGAAGAUGGGAGUUUGGUUCCAAUGUUAG
Messenger RNA from Ilex paraguariensis (yerba mate), 300 nucleotides. NCBI's taxonomy places the organism in Eukaryota, Viridiplantae, Streptophyta, Magnoliopsida, Aquifoliales, Aquifoliaceae. The record is from the annotation of a GenBank genome assembly.